This is a messenger RNA of Varroa destructor (honeybee mite), 9286 nucleotides long. Its product is annotated as hemocytin-like. NCBI's taxonomy places the organism in Eukaryota, Metazoa, Arthropoda, Arachnida, Mesostigmata, Varroidae. Gene Ontology annotation, molecular function: protein binding; chitin binding. Gene Ontology annotation, cellular component: extracellular matrix; extracellular region. The record is from RefSeq and is a predicted model, not a curated record.
GCUUGAUUCAGGCAAGGUUUUUGAUCAUCUUCUGCUGUAAAACAGCACUGCGCCAUAAUCGUGCAAUUUGAAUGCUCAGACUAAUUCUUGUUACUGCUGUUACUCAGACUAGAGACUACUGAAAUGGAAAAGAAGUAAACUGACUUAAACAGGCCAAGUGCGUCUUUGAAAAACAUACAAUGCAUCAAGCGUUGGUACUGCGCCUAGCUUGUAUGGCCUGGCUGGUUCAGGCUGUAUGGACUAAUGAUCAUGGACUCUCCUGGGAUGAUUUGGAAGACGCGGAGGAGGACGUAUUGGAUGAGGUCCCCAUUCUCGGAAGGUCAAGUGUUCAAAUCGAAAUCUGCCCAAUCCCGGCAGCCCCAAAACGCUCCAGGGUCAAGUGUCGAAAAAGUCAUGGGAAACGCAUGUGCAAGGCCAGUUGUCUCAAAGGUUUUAAACUCCCGGAUGGAAACGUCACACAGAUAAUCAGCUGCAAUGAAGACGAUGGCAUCUAUACACCGAGAGAGGCAUUUGUUGACUGCGAAGCAUACUGCCAUGAACCAUGCGAGAACGGAGGCAAAUGCAUUGGUAACAAUGAAUGCGUAUGUAAGGCUACUUUCCGCGGUCAGAGAUGCGAAUACGCCGUGAGCCUUUGCGAUGGACAUUUCUCGGAGUUUCUCGGUACGUGGAGAUGUAGUCAUCAAAGGAAUGGAACUAUUUGCAGUCUUAGUUGUCCAGACCCCUUUUAUUUUGAGUUCGAAUCACCACAUACGCACCGAUGCAGUAUCGAAGGCAUAUGGACUCCGUCACGAGUGCCAACCUGCGUUGCCGACGACCCCGAACUGGAGCUGAUACCCGGAGAGGUUACACGAGAUGAAAUGGAACAAGCACGGGGAACAAAAAAAGAUGGAAACGAUCAUGAUCACUAUGAAAUAUAUGAAACUAUCUAUGUAGAUGAACCUGAAAAGGAAUCGAACGCAGUGGUUGUAGAAGCCCAGGAUGCGUCAUCAAACAUUAUCCGCCGAAAGAAGUGUCCCACAGGUGAGGAACGGGUCAAGUGUGUCCCAUCUUGUGAAGCAACGUGCGACAGACCAGAUAUUUCUUGUCCACCGACUCCCGAAGAUGAAUGUGUCGAAGGCUGUGUAUGUCCACAAAACUACGUCCGACAUGGGGAAAACUGUGUUCCACGAAAGGCCUGUCCAUGUUACCACGAAGGAUUUAUCUUUGAGAACGGACGUUAUAUCGUGCAGGACUGCAACACCUGUACGUGUAAAGAUGGCGAAUGGGCUUGCACGAGAGAAGUGUGUGACAGUGAAUGUGCCGUUCUAGUCAACUCGUUCUACGUUACAUUCGAUGGCAAAGGAUAUUAUACGGGUGCCGGUUCUUGCGCAUUUGUCCUUAUGCAGAUCACUGAUGGGCCUCAGAUUAUUCAGGAUCGAUCUUCCUGCCCGGAGGACGCUACCGAGGUCUGUGUCGGUGAUGUGGUGAUCAACCUCAACGACCUUUCAAUCCGUGUGACAUCUGAUCUACGAGUUCUAAAGGAUCAUAGGGAGCUCAGACAUCUUCCCAUUAUGCUGCCCCAUCAGAUCACACUUUCUCGACCCACCCACGAAUUUAUUCAGGUUGAUGUAAAAUAUAUCAGCAUUUUGACUAAUGGCAAGAGCCAAAUCUCGAUCAAGGCGUCGCCCACGUUCUUCAACAAAACAGUUGGCCUCUGCGGAACCUUCAAUCAUCAGCGAGCUGAUGACUUCACCACUCCAAAUAAUGACAUCACGACGUCGUCAGGAGCAAUUGCCGAAUCGUGGCUGGUCGAGAUGGAGGGGUGUAAGUUCACCCCCGUAACGUCUUGUCCCUCAAAUGGCACCUUCUACUUUGAACGGCUCGCGAUCUGCCAAAAGCUUUACAGAGACGAAUCAAUAUUCCAGGGAUGUAACGACAAAGUGGCUCCAGAGGAAUACUACAGUCUAUGCCUAAACGUGUUAUGUUCAUGCUCAUCGGAGACACCAGAAUGCCUUUGUCCCGUAAUCAGCUACUAUGCACAAUUGUGCGCAAAUAAAGGCGUUAUCACGGACUGGCAAUCUCAGUUGCCCCAGUGUACUUCUUUGUGCCACCAGGGCAUGCAGUACCAAUACUGUCAAUCAGGAUGUCACGCAUCUUGUGCGCAUCGAUCGCACUUCGGCCCCAACUGUACUCAAGGAGCAUGCGUUGAAGGUUGUGCUUGUCCAGCAGGUCAAACCUUUAGCACAACAGGCACCUGCAUACCGUAUGACUCGUGUAUGUGCUAUUUCGAUAAUCGCGAGUAUCCGGACGGAUUCCGGCAAUCGAGAACUCACCAAAACUGUGAAUGUCGAAAGGGUUUUUGGCAUUGUGAAGCAUCGACGGAUGAGUGCGACAACUGUACAGUCGAUGCUGUCGAAAUGAAGUGCCCGGAUCCAGAGGAGGUGUUUUCUCAGUGCGUUACAUCGUGCGAACCAACGUGUAAAAAUUUAAAGGUCAAGCGAGACGAAUGCGACAACGGGGUAUGUCACCCAGGCUGUACGUGCGCUAACGGUUAUGUUCGAGACGAAAGAACGAGGAAAUGUAUCCGUCGCAGUGAAUGUCCUUGUAUUCACGGAGGAUUGCAAUAUAAUGAAGGCGAGUCCGUUCAUCGGGAGUGUAACAAAUGCACCUGCGUGGACGGCACUUGGAAAUGCGCCGACGCACCUUGUCCGGGACAAUGUGACGUGUGGGGCGACACCCACGUGAAAACCUUCGACGGGGAAAUGCUCGACUUUGACGGGCAGUGUGAUUAUGUCAUCGUACGAGCAGAUAGUGAAUCGUUAAAUUCAGGCUGGUUCCAAGUAAUCCUUCGAAACUUUCGUUGUGCGACGCCUUCGGCCCAUUGCCGAAAAAGCGUCGUCGUUCAGUACGAAAAUCACUCUGCAACUCUAAUACGAAAUACAUGGCAUCUCUCGAGAGAAGCUCCGCUCAGUCCACAACACGUCGGCCUCUUCACUAAAAUGAUUCUUCCAAAUCAACUAACGGUCUACUGGGAUGGGAACACUCGACUCUAUGUCAUUGCGGGAAUUCAAUGGAAGGAACGAUUGCUCGGACUUUGCGGAAAUUACAAUGGGGAUGACACUGAUGAGCUACAAGUUUCUUCAGGAGGACCGCAAGUACAUUCAGUCCAAACGUUUGUCAAAGACUGGCAAUUGCAUAAGCACUGCAAACUUCCAGCGGCGAGAGAUCUCCAGUGUCGAAACGAGAGCAAGAAACUCGAAGCUCAGAGCCAAUGCGCAGUGUUGAAGGGGCCUUUGUUUGAAGAUUGUCAUAAUGAUGUUGAUGUCGAACCCUAUUUGGAAAGGUGUUUAGCCGACGCGUGCAGCUGUCAUGAUUUAGGCAAUUGUGAAUGCGUUUGCACCGCGAUUGCUGCGUACGCUCAUCGUUGUGCCCAGAGAGGGGUUCCUGUCCGAUGGAGACACCAAGACCUUUGCCCAAUGCAAUGUGACGAAGAUUGUGAACGGUAUACGCCGUGCGUCCCGGACGCUUGUGCAAACUCGCAGACGUGCCAGAUGGCUAUUGAACAGGGUGUUCAGAUGGAUUGUCACGAACCGGUCUGCGUCGAAGGUUGUGCUCUGCCGAAGUGCAAGGCUGGUUAUAUCCGUCUAAAUGCGUCCACUCACGAGUGCGUCCCUUCGUCCCAGUGUGGAGGCGGACAUGUCAGCGGCCUGGUUAACGUAGAACCCGUGUUUUGUCGGGUCGCAGACGGAAAGGGGAAUGGACAAGUCUACAGGGAAGGAGAUCGUAUGCCUUCCAAUGACUCUUGCGUUUCAUGCUUCUGUAUGCGCGGUGCGACUCGUUGCAUUGGUCAGCCCUGUACCCAAUCACUUAUAAAUAUCAACUGCUUCGACGGGUGGUCCGAUUGGAGGAGCGACAAUUCACCGCCUGACGCAUUCGGCCGGGAUCUCGAGUACCUCGUGUACCAUAAAUGCCCACGAGAGUCAAUCGUAGAUUUAGAAUGCCGACGGAUUCACGAUCAUGAGAUGUGGAAUCCUUACACUAUGGGAGUUUCGUGCGACAAAUCUAGAGGACUUGAAUGCGAGCCCCAUGAUCUACAGCCAUGUGAUGACUGGGAAAUACGCGUCCAGUGCUCAUGUCCUGUAGACCCGAGCGAGGUUGUUUCAAUAGACGUUCCACCAGCCUCUAUAAGCGAUGCGCAAACUUGUCUUAAUGGCCAGCAAUGGUCCACCUGCGGAAUUGACUGUUCACAAACGUGCCAUAAUUACCGCAAGAAUCUCAUGCUGCAAGGUCAUUGCCUGGAUAAGGAAUGCAUACCUGGUUGCCGUGAGGAAUGCCCACAAGGGCAAGUUCUUUUCGGACCAAACAAUUGUGUACCCAUCGAUCACUGCCCCUGCGUUUUACCAUCAGGAGAGAUUGUACCUCCUGGCGAAGUACGUGUUAAAGACGAAUGUCACGAGUGCCAGUGUUUACGCAACGAGAUGAUUUGUCAAGAGCUCAGCAAAUGCGAGCAACAACGUGAGGGCACCGUGCUCACAGAAACUAAAGUGCUUCCGCCAGAAAUGACCGAAGGCUGUUGGACCCAAUGGAUUAGUACUGAUAACGCAGACGCGGCUGGUGAUUUUGAGAAGCUGCGAUUGCUUAUUGGUCAAGGACUCGUUUGUGAACGGCCUACAGCUAUCCAAUGUCAAACUAAGGAAAGUCAUUUGUCUCCAGGAGGUAUUGACUGGACGGCAACAGGUCAAACGUUAACUUGCGACGUUAACAGUGGACUGUCAUGCUUCCACACCGCUAAUCCGGGCGAUGGUUGCUUUGAUUACCAGGUUAAAUUUUAUUGCCCGUGCGACGAGGUCGAGGGGAUCACUUAUGAUAAUAGAGUCAGUACACCGCCCAGUGCGGUCGUCGUCGAAUUUCUGUGUCCCGAAGCCAAUGGUCUAUUCCCCGACCCUGUAAACUGCGAUCAUUUCUACCAUUGUUCCAACAAUAUUCCCUUUCAUAAACCAUGUGCUCCUGGCACUCUAUUCCAUCCGGUGCUUAAAAUUUGCGAUCAUCACGGAAACGUUCAGUGUGGCCAGGGCGAGGUCCUCGUUCCCAUCUUUAAAUGCACCGUCCCGAACGGUUUAUUCCGUGACCCCAGUAACUGCCAUUGGUUCUACCAAUGCGUCAAUGGCGUCGCCUACCAUAAGCUCUGUCCAGUUGGAUUAUCGUUUAAUAUACACACCGGCAAUUGUGAUUAUACAUUGUUCUGCGAGCAGGAGCCCAAUGCUGUAAUGCCUGAUAGGGACCCAGAUGUCACACCACCUCCCUUGCCUCUGAUGACCAUUACUGAGCCCCCGAGACCAGUUAUGAUACUCGCCUGCCCGGAAGUCGGGGCAAAUAUGAUUUCGAUGUGUCCUGUGUGUGAAGUAGGAUUAUUGUGCGAUGGCCAGGGUUUCUGUGUACCUCCGGAAAGAUGCUCAUGCGUGCGUGACGGUAAAAUCUUCCCUGUUGGUGGCCGAGUUGAAGUAUCGAGCUGUCAGCAAUGCAGCUGCCAGCUUGGAGGACACUCCAUCUGUAGUCCUAUCGUCUGCCCUCCAUGUCAGAAUAACCGACCCGGAAUCGUCGAUAAUACGUGCCGUUGCGUGUGCGUUGAGACCGAGGCUGAGUAUUUCGCUUGUCAAUACAAAUGUGGAAACGGGCAAUGCCUCGAUGCUUCACGGGUAUGCGACGGUAUUGUAGACUGCGAUACCGACGAGAUGCAAUGCCAUGGUCAAAUGGAGCUUGAACCCUCGCCUUCUUCUUCAUAUGACCUAGUCUUGGAUCCUGCGACAUGUGAGCUAAUUGGUAAUCAUUUGAAGACGUUUGACGGCCAAGAGUUUUCUUAUGACUAUUGCCGAAACGUAUUUGCGAAAGACGUAGCUAAUGGAUUGUUCAGUAUCGUCGUGAGUCGCGAGUGUUCUUCAAUUAAACAUUGCGAAGCGCAGCUAUUUUUCAAAAGUGGCGAGCAGGAAGUCCAAAUCUUCCCGCAGUCUCAAGUGGUUAUUGUAAAUGGCCAGCCAUUCAAUGCUGCUCAACUGGCCUCGGCUGAACCCUUUGGUGGCACCAUCAAAGUUCUUUUGAUAGGAGAUGUCAUUGAGCUGACUUUCCGCGGAAACGAAGUAAGGCUGGUGCUGACUAGCAGCUCUAUGAAAGCAAUAGUAAGUCCACGUUUCUCGAAACAGUUAAUGGGUCUUUGUGGUCUAUUUAACUAUAACGAGAAAGAUGACAUGACAAACCCAGCUGGAAUGGUGAUAGACAACGUGAAACAGUUCGCCGACGCAUGGACGCUGCCACCAUCGCCUGGAGCGCUGUGCGUCUCGCAUACGUGCAAACCGGAGGUUACCCUUGAAGCAAUGGAUAUUUGUCGACGACUCAGCUCGCCGCCCUUCUCGGCUUGUGUUGAAAUGAAGAAUGCUUUCAAGGAUUGUCUGGCAGCUACAUGCCAUUGUCUUCAGUUAGGCGGAGCGGUAAAUAACUGUACCUGCAACGCCUACACGGCCUUCCAAACAGCCUGCGUUAACAGCCACGGACAUCAAAUCAUUAACCAGAUGGCCGGAUGGCGCCAGCGACACUCCUGUGCACCAAAAUGCCCACCGGAUCAGGAGUAUCACGACUGUGGACCGCAGUGCGUAGUUACGUGCCAAAAUUUCUUCGAAACUGGCCAGCUGACCUGCGUCUCGAACGACACCGGAACUUGUAUUUCGGGUUGCUUUUGUCCCGUGGGUCUCGUGAUUGAUUACACAACGAACUCAUGCAUUGAACCAGAAAGCUGUGCAGAUAAAGUAUGUGUCGGUUAUGGCGAUCCGCAAAUGAAAACAUUCGACGGCUGGAGUUUUUCCUUGGGCAAAGCAGGCGAAUUUAACAUUGCCUCAGAUCAUGACGGCCUGUUUACUGUACAUGGAGUUAUUGGUUCUUGUGCGAAACGAAUGGUUUGUGUUGUGGGUCUAGACGUAAAGUAUAACGGCCAUCUCAUUCGAGUCAGACGCAACGAAUUGACGGAAAUCGACGGCCACGUAUUCUCCGAGGAAAUGCUGCCUUGGAAGUCUCCGGAUUCGACACUUUCCGUGUUCUCAUUACAGAGCGGUUCUUAUGGGACAACCGUCAUAUCACUUUCUCGCCUCGGUGUUCGAGUCCACUAUAGUAACGAGGAUGCUGGAUUCUCUAUCCACGUUCCGUCGAAGAAAUUCUUCGAUAAAAUGGAAGGCUUAUGUGGUAACUGCAAUAACGACCCGAACGACGAUAUGAAGCUCAAAGACGGAGAGACAACCGAUGAUAUCUAUGGCUUCAUCUGCAGUUGGGGUCGCUUUGAAUCUGAGCAGAACCGUCGAGAGUGCAUCAUGGAAUUCGAUGGUGGGGAAGUUCCACUUUUAAUGCCAGCAGCCGUUGCUGAAGCCUGUGAACAGAUGUUCAAUGGCCCGACGAUAUUUGCGGGGUGUCACGCGUUGGUUAGCUAUGAACCGUACGCCCAACAAUGUAUGAAGGAAGCUUCCAGCCUCAGCGUCGUAAACGAGAGUUAUAUGAGCGCAGUCUGCAAUUCAGCCCUCGAGUAUUCAAGAAGAUGUUGCGAACACGGCAUUGCACUUCAGUGGUGGACGAACAUCGGAUGUAACACAACGUGUCCGGGAGACCUCAUUUAUUCCCCAUGCGUUGACGCCUGCCCCCAAGGCUGUGACGAAAUUUCUGAGUACGACGAAUGCCGGCGUAUUCGUAUGGACGGAUGUGUCUGUCCGCCGAACCACAUCAGAGACGGCAUCCGCUGCAUCCCCAAGACACAUAUCUGCACGACCCCAGCGGAGGAUUGCAGACCCGCAUCGAUGACAAAUUCAAUAUCGGUCUUCGAGUACUUCGAUUUGGUGCAUGGACGGUGUGCUAAUCAGGCGCCCGUCACCGAGGCUGCCGUUUGCUCAGGCACGUGCCAUUCGACAUCUGCUUUCAAACGUGAGGACGAUAUCGAAUCGGCAUGCGGAUGUUGCGUUCCGGUCAAGUGGGCCCCUAUCCUAGUUGAGCUGGCCUGCAAUGACGGGGCAACUAUUCACAGAGAGUUCCGUCGGCCCACUGCAUGUAAUUGCCAGCCAUGUGGAAGUCUGGGUAUGCGUAAUAGUAAUACGCGUGCAAUCAAGUUCACUUCGGAUGAGGAAUCGCCAAAAGCUCCAGCUGAACAAGUUUCGUCUAGCCACGUUGUCACCUCUACAGAUCCUGGGACCAAGAUUACUCAUCCAAUUGAUGACCCAAAACUUGCACUUGUACCUACCGAGGAUGCUGUUGGCUUGAACAAACCUCAAGAUACUCCGCCGACUACUGUGAACAAGAUUAAAAAUUCGGAUCAAGAAGACGCUCAAAGCUUGCAAAUUCCUGAUGCUCAGUAAACCCAGCCAACUUGUUCCUUGCUUCUCACCAUCAACAGUUAAAAAAAGUGUACCCAAAUAAUGUUCUUAUAUCCACAAUGAGUACAUCUCAUCUAUUCAUAUAUUUUAAAAACUUUUAACGAAAGCUCAGUGGACUUUAUUUUGCCUAAACUAGAACGUGUUCUGUAAGCAAAUAAUUAAGCUUGUCUCAGAGCUUUUAUAAAAAAUAUAUAUCAGCGUUUUGAAAUAACGGGUGAGUCUUCUUUGUGCAAUGGACAUGAAAAUAUGACAGUUCUUCUUACAGUCUUAGUAAACGUCAGCCUUUUGUGAUACCCUAUAUUGUAUAUGUAAAGAUAGAGUCGUACCAAAUAUCUACUACUAUAAUUAUUUAGUUAAACAAAAAAAUGCAUACAUAUAUUUACGCGUAAGACGGUUUGAUGCCCAAUCUGAAUCUUCGCUUGUUUUUCAACAUUCGCUAGUUGAAGCAUUUGUUUGAGUGUUGGUGUGUGCUACCAAAGGGAGAUGACAAUACCAUUCCAAUGGCAGGUACGAUAUUGCUUAGUAGAUUGUUGCACGUGAUGUAGUGAGUCCUAACUUUUCGAACCUCAUUCGUGUUGGUAGUUCUCUUAUUCUAAAUCGAAGUACACACUGUUAUGAUAUUGUUGGAUACUUUGAAUUUGGGGGGUACAAGAAGUAUCGGAGAGCAUUGCCGUUCGGCAGUUUUGCUAUCACCGUUCGAAUUUAGUAUCUUUGCAAGACUUUUGGGGGUGAGUCAGCAUCAAUAACCCUUCGUUCUUCACAUGCGCAGAUCACCCUAAAUGCUCAUUUUCAGAUUUGAAAUUUCUUCCCCACAUUCCUUCUAAACUGUGAUUCAUUGUUAAAAGUUUUACCGAAUACAAAGUUCCAAAAAGUUGUUCGGUAAUUCGUCUGCUAAAAGCCUAAGUCGA